AAAUUGGCUUGGCUACAAAGUAUCGAUAGGUCGCUAUAGGAGCCAAUCGUUGUAUUCAAGCGCUGCCAACUUCACCUGCGAGAGACAAGACAAGCUGUGAGCGUAAAUUAUUUAAGAAAGCGAAAUGAAGAAACAGGAAAUGAGCACCCAGAAAACAACUGCCGACAACUUCGACGCCUUCAUUGCGGACAUGGCCAGUCUCCACAUGAGCUCGGACGUAGAGUUCCUGGUGGAGGGUCAGCGCUUGCCGGGCCACCGCCAAGUUCUGGCGAAGCGCAGCGAGUACUUCCGCGCCCUUCUCUGUGGCAGCAUGCUUGAGUCGAGGCAACGAGAAGUUCGGCUUGAGGUGCCGCUUGAGCCUUUCAAGGCAAUCCUCGAGUACCUUUACACGGGCAAGCUACCUCUUUCCUCACUAGACGUGGAUAUGUUAAUCGAUGUACGCGAUUUGGCACAUUUUUACUGCUUGGGCUACGUAGAGACCCUUAUAACCGGAUACCUCCAGCAGAAGAUGUCCGUCAGCAACGUGUGCGCGAUCCUAAAUGCGGCCAAGCGCUGCGAUCUGGAGCAGAGCAUCGAAGAAUGCCAGACGUUCAUGGAUCAAAAUGCGUACGACGUACUCAAACAUGACUCCUUCCAAAUGCUCACCAAGCAAUCAAUUGAGGAAUUUCUGCGACGUGACUUUUUUAAUGUCCCCGAAGUAGACAUCUUUCGAGCAGUAUGGAAAUGGAGCGACAAAAAUCCCAGCGAGGACAUCAAGACAGUGGUCUCGCUCGUACGUCUCCCCCUCAUGAGUAUCGAUGAUCUGCUGCAUGUGGUGCGUCCUUCUGGCAUAAUCGAGUCGGACAAAUUGCUCGACGCCAUUGGUCAAGUGAACACCGGAACGAAUCUGCCCCACCGGACCGUCGUAUUGCCAUGUGAGGAUGUGGCAUCCGAAAAGCACCAUGCGCUCCGUUUUACGGACAACCCGAAUGAGCUAGUCAUCCAGCUGCGCGCGGUGUUUCUAAUAAACCAGAUAAGUAUUUGGAACUACAACUGCAGCCAUUCAGAAAUCCGCUUGGAGGUCUCAUGCGACCAGACUCACUGGGAUCAUGUGAAUAAGAUCAGCGCCGUCUGCCAUAUGUUGAGAGUUGGCAUUGCGAAGCGUGCCGUUCGGUACAUUCGGGUUAAAAGUUGUACAAGGUUGAAUCUCCGUGUGAUGGCCAGGUUGAUCAGAGCUGAAUACAGUUCACUUCUGACAACUCUUCAAAUAUAGUUUCCAAUGUUUAAAGAACAACAAUUUGGGCACCAGCUAAUAGGUGUAUAUGCUGAUACGAAAAAAAUCCACUUAAUUCAAAGCUUUUCUCACUUUCCUGUUUUUUAUACCCAAUGAUCGAGGUGUUUAGGGAUAUAUUAGUUUUUUGCUGGUUGUAUAUAACACCCAGAAGGAUGCGUUUUCCACCCUAUAAAGUAUAUAAAUUAUUGAUCAGCAUUAAUAGCCGAGUGAGAGAGAGAGAGAGAGACAGACAUUGCGGAAUAAAAAAGAGCGGUACAAUAAAAAUAGAUCAAAUAUAUUAAAAUUCGAAGAAAGUAGGUAGUAGGUGGAAAGCGCAUAAGCUAAGUUCAAGAAUUAACUAGCGGUCAUGGUUUCCCUCUGUCUCUCCAUGCUUAUCCCAUCUAUCAUGAAAUUGCGAGCAUAAUUGAGAGAGAUCGCGUAAGGAUAACAUCCCCCAGCUUUCAACAACAAAUCAAUACGUCCCUUUUACGAACAGCGUCCCUUGUGACGGGUCAAAACUUUCGCGCUCUUUGAUUUGAAAACGUCGCCAAAUCCCUGAAGCACUGCAGAUUUGAUUCACGU
Drosophila persimilis is the source of this 1834-nucleotide messenger RNA. Its product is annotated as BTB/POZ domain-containing protein 9-like. Gene Ontology annotation, biological process: circadian behavior; adult locomotory behavior; modulation of chemical synaptic transmission. Bases 125 to 1252 code for a protein of 375 amino acids. Gene Ontology annotation, molecular function: protein binding. The record is from RefSeq and is a predicted model, not a curated record. The transcript has 2 exons. Lineage: Eukaryota; Metazoa; Arthropoda; Insecta; Diptera; Drosophilidae.